GCGGCUGCUGCUUCCUCGGGCCAUUUUGCUGUGGAGCGGCGGGGAGGAGGAGCCGCCGAGGAGACCCCGGGCGAGGAGCUGCGAGCCGGAGGAGGCCGCGCGGACUCCGGGCUUUCCGCCGUCGCGGGGAUCUCGGGGGGCAAAGGGAUCGCCGGGGAGGGGGACCAGAGAGCCGCGCCCGCCGCGCGGAGCGCCCCUUCGCGUCCCCUGCACCAUGAGCUGGGGCACCGAGCUCUGGGAUCAGUUUGACAACUUAGAAAAACACACACAGUGGGGAAUUGAUAUUCUUGAGAAAUAUAUCAAGUUUGUGAAAGAAAGGACAGAGAUUGAACUCAGCUAUGCAAAGCAACUCAGGAAUCUUUCAAAGAAGUACCAACCUAAAAAGAACUCGAAGGAGGAAGAAGAAUACAAGUAUACGUCAUGUAAAGCUUUCAUUUCCAACCUGAACGAAAUGAAUGAUUACGCAGGGCAGCAUGAAGUUAUCUCCGAGAACAUGGCAUCACAGAUCAUUGUGGACUUGGCACGCUAUGUUCAGGAACUGAAACAGGAGAGGAAAUCAAACUUUCACGAUGGCCGUAAAGCACAGCAGCACAUCGAGACUUGCUGGAAGCAGCUUGAAUCUAGUAAAAGGCGAUUUGAACGCGAUUGCAAAGAGGCGGACAGGGCGCAGCAGUACUUUGAGAAAAUGGACGCUGACAUCAAUGUCACAAAAGCGGAUGUUGAAAAGGCCCGACAACAAGCUCAAAUACGUCACCAAAUGGCAGAGGACAGCAAAGCAGAUUACUCAUCCAUUCUCCAGAAAUUCAACCAUGAGCAGCAUGAAUAUUACCAUACUCACAUCCCCAACAUCUUCCAGAAAAUACAAGAGAUGGAGGAAAGGAGGAUUGUGAGAAUGGGAGAGUCCAUGAAGACAUAUGCAGAGGUUGAUCGGCAGGUGAUCCCAAUCAUUGGGAAGUGCCUGGAUGGAAUAGUAAAAGCAGCCGAAUCAAUUGAUCAGAAAAAUGAUUCACAGCUGGUAAUAGAAGCUUAUAAAUCAGGGUUUGAGCCUCCUGGAGACAUUGAAUUUGAGGAUUACACUCAGCCAAUGAAGCGCACUGUGUCAGAUAACAGCCUUUCAAAUUCCAGAGGAGAAGGCAAACCAGACCUCAAAUUUGGUGGCAAAUCCAAAGGAAAGUUAUGGCCGUUCAUCAAAAAAAAUAAGCUUAUGUCCCUUUUAACAUCCCCCCAUCAGCCUCCCCCUCCCCCUCCUGCCUCUGCCUCACCCUCUGCUGUUCCCAACGGCCCCCAGUCUCCCAAGCAGCAAAAGGAACCCCUCUCCCAUCGCUUCAACGAGUUCAUGACCUCCAAACCCAAAAUCCACUGCUUCAGGAGCCUAAAGCGUGGGACUCAGUCUUUCUGUUUUCACAAAGAACUCAUGAAGAGGACGAUAGGGAAACCCACGUAUGCCUUUGAGGCUAGGGACUAUGUUCUUUCUCUCAAGCUGGGUGCAACACCGGAGGAUUUCAGCAACCUCCCACCUGAACAAAGAAGGAAAAAGCUGCAGCAGAAAGUCGAUGAGUUAAAUAAAGAAAUUCAGAAGGAGAUGGAUCAAAGAGAUGCCAUAACAAAAAUGAAAGAUGUCUACCUAAAGAAUCCUCAGAUGGGAGACCCAGCCAGUUUGGAUCACAAAUUAGCAGAAGUCAGCCAAAAUAUAGAGAAACUGCGAGUAGAGACCCAGAAAUUUGAGGCCUGGCUGGCUGAGGUUGAAGGCCGGCUCCCAGCACGCAGCGAGCAGGCGCGCCGGCAGAGCGGACUGUACGACAGCCAGAACCCACCCACAGUCAACAACUGCGCCCAGGACCGUGAGAGCAGCCCAGAUGGCAGUUACACAGAGGAGCAGAGUCAGGAGAGUGAGAUGAAGGUGCUGGCCACGGAUUUUGACGACGAGUUUGAUGAUGAGGAGCCCCUCCCUGCCAUAGGGACGUGCAAAGCUCUCUACACAUUUGAAGGUCAGAAUGAAGGAACGAUUUCCGUAGUUGAAGGAGAAACAUUGUAUGUCAUAGAGGAAGACAAAGGCGAUGGCUGGACCCGCAUUCGGAGAAAUGAAGAUGAAGAGGGUUAUGUCCCCACUUCAUAUGUCGAAGUCUGUUUGGACAAAAAUGCCAAAGAUUCCUAGAGGGGAGUGCCUGCGAGCCUCGGGUGAGCCUUCCUGGAGGAGCCUCCGUCUGCUUGUUCCCACAGGCCUCCAGCGCCCUGCCCUGUGGACAGCCCACCCCUCCGCAGCCCCAUCCCUGCGGGGCGGUCUCUCUCUCUCUCCAGCAUGCUCCCUGCGGCCCUGCCCUCCCGCCCAGCCCGGGCCACCUCGUGGGGGACAAGUCUCGCCAGCGCCCACCCCCAUGGCUCGGGUCAGUCCUCAUCGCUCCCCCUCCCCACCCCGCGCAGGCCACUGAGACGGUGGGACACACGCCCCUACCUGCUCCUUCCUGGGCCCUCAGUCCACCCGGGCUCGUCCUGGCAGCCCUUCCGCGCUUCACACAGUGCCUUUUGUGAAAGUGUCAUCACGGGUCCCCUGAGGAGACAAGGCAGGUCCAGCGCACAUCAGGCGGACUGAGCACUCGAUGUCAUCCGUGUCGAUGUCAUCCGUGUGUCCCAGACUGUCUGCUGUAGAAAACACUUCCUCCUCUCCUGAGUCUGUGAAGUCCUCAGUGGUCCUUUUUGGAUUCUAGGCUUGCACCUCAUACUAAACAUUGACCCUUUCACUAUGCCCUCAACCUGGGAGCAUCUGGCAGGCAGGGGGGCAGGUACACACACACCCACAGGCACACCCACCAGUACACACGCGUGCGCAUACACACAUUUUGGUUUGACGCCCUGUUUUCAGUGGCCUGGGGAGGUCCACACUGGAAGUCGAAUUCCAGCUCGCCUUGUUGACUCGCCUGUGUCCACCGGCCAUGAGGAGCCCACGCCUGUCCUCCCCAUCACUUUCCUGUCCCUGAGAACUGUAGAUCAUGCGCUUGUGAGCGAGGCCCUCCCCUCUGCACCAGCUCAUUGCAAAGCGAACAUCCUCUCCUUUCCAGGAGCCCCAGGAUUAGCAUCUGAAAAGGGUAGCACUUCCUUUUUUGUUGUUGUUUUUUUUUUUUUUUUGAGACGGGAGUCUCGCUCUAUUGUUCAGACUGGAGUGCAGUGGCAUGAUCUCGGCUCACUACAACCUCCACCUCCUGGGUUCCAGCGAUUCUCCUGCCUCAGCCUCCCAAAUAGCUGUGAUUACAGGCGUGCACCACCACGCCCGGCUAAUGUUUGUAUUUUUAGUAGAGACAGGGUUUCACCGUGUUGGUCAGGCUGGUCUCAAACUCCUGACCUCAGGUGAUCCGCCCGCCUCAGCCUCCCAAAGUGCUGAGAUUACAGGUGUGAGCUACCGCACCCCGCCGAGGUUAGCACUUUCAUCACCAAAGACCCCGUGCCUCUCGUGGUCCUUUGAGGGAUCCCGCCGCCACCACCCUUGUAUUUUAUCACGUGCUCUUCAGGGCAUGUGGAAUUCGUUGAGUUUGCUUUUAGAGCCAAGUUUCUUUCCCUGUGUGGGUUUUUGAGGAAAACCUGAGGUCCCCUAAUCUGUGGCCACCACCCCCCCCCCCCGCCACGCCUUAGAGCAGAGCAGCCCCUCCUCUCAUUUGGUGCAGAAACAGUCAAGAGGAACCAUUGGCCUAGAGCUCCUGUGACCGAGAGCGCCACGGAAGCCUGGGGAUGACGUCGGGCAGCUUUAUUCUUUGCUUGGCUUUGGUAACUAGGUGGUCCCCUCAAGCAUCCUCAGUUCCUCUUGCUGUUUAUGAAUCUAAGACAAGGAAGUCCUAUAGAAGCCAAAGGGACAGGGACGGAAAGGACAGGUCCCAAGGGAUGGGGCUGUCUUUACUUGUGGAAACCAGGAAAUUGCUCCUCUCAGCCAACCAAGGUUGACCACACACCACCCUUCCGGAGCAGCUCAGUCAGCCCUCGGGGACGAGAAACCACAAGCGCAGAGACGCUGAGGCCCAGGCAGGUGAAGAGGAAGUGGCUUUGGGUUUUUAAAGUAGGUGAGCGUGAGCCUCUCUGACUGCUUCUUCCCCGGGGGGGACUGCAAACCGCUCAGGGUUGCGGCAGAGCCAUGGACUUCCGGUCCCUGCAACGGGUGACCUAAGCGUGGUGCACCCAUCAGUCACGCAGGAGGACUGACUUGACAGACGAAAGACAAGCCCGGAUGACACAGGGUGAGAAGAGUCAGGGCCGCACCUCUGUCCCUGCAAACCAACAGGUGCAUGGUGAGUGUGGCAGUCCCCACAGCUCCACAAUGGGCUCCCCCGCCAACGGGGACGACAGGGAUCUUCAGGAACUUCUGACCUCACCAAGUCAAGUGGACCACUCUCCACUCCACGAGGAUGUGAAACGGUUCUUUAAAAUGGGAUUUUAGAGCCUCGGGAAUGCAUGUGCGUCACAUCUUUCAUAUUAUGGGUCAGGAUAGAUUCAUUUCUUGCAACAUAGUGGAAAAGAUAUAAGCUGCAGUAAUUUGCUCUUUGAAUGACCGUCACCCCCAGUAUAGGAUAUGCUUGUAUCCCCCCGUCACUCCUCCGCCUGUUUUUUAAACUUUUCCACCACCUGCGUCCAAAAAGAAUGUUAUAGCGAGUGCUCUUAAAUGUUGAACCUGGGUGUUGCUUCCGGGCCAGUCUGCGUGGCUCCAUGAAAAGCUCACUGCUGCCCCAGCCGGGCUUCUUAGAGGAGGUCAGUUGUCCUAUGUAUCAUCAUUUACUCUGGGAAUCCUACUGUGAAAUCAUGUCUGUAUUUUUCUGGAGCAGUUCACAUAGAGUAGAAUGUGGAAUUUCCCGUGAACGUCUCCUUCCUCCCCCGUAUCUGCCGCCUGUCACUUCGCCACCGUGCUAGAAUACUGUUGUGUUGUAAGAUGACUAAUUUUAAAAGAACCUGCCCUGAAAAGUUCUUAGAAACGCAGUGAAAGGGAGGAACUUGUCCUUUACCCAGUUUUUCCUUUGUAGGAUGGGAAAGUAUAAAAAGGCACAGAAGGUUGUCAUGGGCUGUUCCUUGGGGGUUUUUAUCCUGCUCACCGUGGAGAUAAGCCUGCGGCUUGUCUAACCAGCGCAGCGCAAAGGUCUCGAUGCCUUUUGGUAACAUCCGUCAUUGCAGAAGAAAGUUUACACGACGUCAAAAAGUGACGUUCAUGCUAAGUGUUUUUCCAGAAAUAUUGGUUUCAUGUUUCUUAUUGGCUCUGCCUCCUGUGCUUAUAUCAUCCAAAAACUUUUUAAAAAGGUCCAGAAUUCUAUUUUAACCUGAUGUUGAGCACCUUUAAAAUGUUCGUAUGUGUGUUGCACUAAUUCUAAACUUUGGAGGCAUUUUGCUGUGUGAGGCCGAUCGCCACUGUAAAGGUCCUAGAGUUGCCUGUUUGUCUCUGGAGAUGGAAUUAAACCAAAUAAAGAGCUUCCACUGGAGGCUUGUAUUGACCUUGUAACUAUAUGUUAAUCUCGUGUUAAAAUAAAAUAUAACUUGUG
Messenger RNA from Homo sapiens (human), 5507 nucleotides. RefSeq names its product formin binding protein 1 (gene FNBP1). The record is from RefSeq and is a predicted model, not a curated record. Gene Ontology annotation, biological process: endocytosis; signal transduction. The transcript is spliced from 18 exons. The coding region runs from base 215 to 2155 and encodes 646 amino acids. Gene Ontology annotation, cellular component: cell cortex; cytoskeleton; cytoplasm. Lineage: Eukaryota; Metazoa; Chordata; Mammalia; Primates; Hominidae.